AAGAUAACGUGUCUCGCACGCGGAGGUCAGUCGAUGAUUGGGAGGCGGUUUGUAACUGAUGCAAAACAUUUCGUGAAAGUUGUUCGAGACCUGGGCUGAGAGAUCAAAUUAUUUCGCAAAAGAUUGGUGAAUCGGUAUGCUGCGCCUAAUCCUGAUAGCAGCAGUUAUAACUCUGGUGAUAGCCAAACCAACAUCGGAGGAUGCAGUGAAUAUCAGUAAAAAUCUGCAGACUGCCGAUGAUCUUCUGAAAUCCGCCCAAGAGAUCCUGAAACGCCUUGAUGCACAGUACGCUGAAUGGAGUAAUAAACAGAGCAUCGCAGGAUGGAAUUACGCGUCAAAUCUGACGGAUGCGAACUUGGCAGAGAAGCUGAAGGUGUCUGCAGAAGCGGCGCGCGUCUCUAAGCAAAUGGCCCAGGAAGUGAAUUCCUUUUCUUGGAGAGACUUGGAAGACGAAAGCCUCAAGAGGCAAUUCAAGAAACUUGGUGUACUUGGCACCGCCGCUCUUCCUGAAGACAGUUACAAGGAAUUCGAGACGACGAUUAGUCAAAUGGAGAACAUCUAUAGCACCGCGAAAAUCUGUGAUUACAAUAACAAGAGCAAGUGCGACCUUGCACUCGAACCAGAGAUUACCGAGUUGCUGAUGCGCAGUCGAGAUCCUGAGGAAUUGAAGCAUAUCUGGGUGGAAUGGCGGAAGGCGUCGGGCGAGAAAGUCAAGUCUCUGUACCCCAAGUAUGUCGAGCUAGCCAACACUGCGGCGAGACUCAACAACUUCUCCGAUUACGCGGCAUAUUGGAUGAAGGAUUAUGAAGCUGAUGAUUUCCCUGAUCAAAUCGAAAAUCAAUGGCAACAAUUGAAGCCGUUGUAUGUACAACUGCAUGCCUAUGUACGGCGCGAGCUCAGGAAGAAAUAUGGCGAGGACAUCAUCUCUAAGGACGGCCCGAUUCCGGCGCAUCUGUUGGGCAACACGUGGGCGCAGACUUGGGCGAAUAUCGCCGACUUCACUGUGCCAUUCCCGGGCAAGCAGCUGCCGGACGUUAGCGCCGCUUUAGUAGAACAAGGAUACAAUGCGACGAGCAUGUUCCGCCUCGCUGAGGAUUUCUUCACGUCAAUCAACUUGACUGCCAUGCCGGAUACAUUCUGGGAGAAUUCGAUCUUGACGAAGCAGAAAGGUGUAGAUAUGAUCUGCCACGCGAGUGCAUGGGACUUCUAUGACGGCAAGGAUUUCAGGAUCAAGCAGUGUACGCGUGUUAAUAUGGAGGACUUGUUGACAGCUCAUCACGAGAUGGGUCAUAUUGAGUAUUAUCUACAAUACAAGGAUCAACCUACAGUCUUCAAAGAGGGCGCGAAUCCAGGCUUUCAUGAGGCGGUUGGUGAUGUUAUAUCUCUUAGUGCGUCCACUCCUAGUCAUCUCAAGAAGAUCGGUCUACUAAAAGACGACUCAACUGACCGGGAGGCACUUCUUAAUCACCUUUAUGUGAAGAGUCUUGAUAAGAUCGCCUUUCUGCCAUUUGCUUAUAUGAUGGAUCGGUGGCGUUGGAAUGUAUUCCAGGGAAAAGUUACACCCGACAAUUACAACUGUCACUGGUGGUCACUUGCGGAGGAAUAUCAAGGUAUCGAACCUCCCAUAGAUAGAUCGGAAGAAGACUUCGAUCCUGGUUCGAAGUACCACAUAAUCGCAGAUGUCGAGUACAUAAGAUAUUACGUAAGCUUCGUAAUUCAAUUCCAAUUCCAUAAGGCAUUGUGUACUAAAGCUAAGCAAUACGAUCCAAACAAUCCAGAAGCCAAACCAUUGCAUCAAUGUGAUAUUUAUGAUAACAAGGAUGCUGGAAAUCUGCUGAAAUCUAUGCUGGAAUUUGGUUCCUCAAAACCAUGGCCAAAUGCGAUGGAGAAAAUCUCAGGUCAACAACAGAUGGAUUCGGCUGGACUUUUGGAAUACUUUAAGCCCCUGACUGAUUGGCUGACUGAAGAAAACAAGAAAACUAAUGAGUACAUUGGAUGGAACCCCACUAAGAGACAAUGUGUACAAACGAGAGAAGAGCUUAGAACAGUCACUGAACCUUCAGAAUAAUAUAAAUUUUCCAUUAAUAAGAAAGAAUAGAAAAUAUAUGUAUUUUUUUUUUUGAAACAUAAACGCCAAGUCAUUGCGUUUUGAUGCAAUAAAUCUAGCAAGCAAUAUAUAUAAAUAUCAUUUCACGAUCAUAAAACGCUAUUUUGAACAAUUCAAUCAAGCGGUAAACAAACGUUUAUAAUGUUUAUAAUUAAUUUUGUCUCAAGUUUUCUAAAUAAAAUGUGCAUUCCAUCCUU
Pogonomyrmex barbatus (red harvester ant) is the source of this 2304-nucleotide messenger RNA. Its product is annotated as angiotensin-converting enzyme-like. NCBI's taxonomy places the organism in Eukaryota, Metazoa, Arthropoda, Insecta, Hymenoptera, Formicidae. Gene Ontology annotation, biological process: proteolysis. The record is from RefSeq and is a predicted model, not a curated record. Gene Ontology annotation, molecular function: metallopeptidase activity; peptidyl-dipeptidase activity. Gene Ontology annotation, cellular component: plasma membrane.